AUGGAAGUGCCUAGAAAGAAGCUGCAACGCACACCUAUUUUGUGCAUCUUCCUGUUGCUCUCAUUUAUCACCAGAGCUACUGCUAAAAAGGUUCCGGCGAUCAUUGUCUUCGGCGAUUCGUCUGUUGACGCCGGAAACAACAAUUUCAUACCAACCGUUGCACGGAGCAAUUUCCAGCCGUACGGCCGUGACUUUCUGGGAGGCAAGCCAACUGGGAGGUUCAGCAAUGGCAGAAUAGCGACAGAUUUCAUAUCUGAAGCAUUUGGGAUAAAGCCAUAUAUACCAGCAUACCUGGAUCCCAAGUAUAAGAUCUCAGACUUUGCCAGUGGAGUCUCUUUUGCUUCCGCUGCUACUGGCUAUGACAAUGCUACUUCCAAUGUGCUGUCUGUGAUACCACUAUGGAGGCAGUUGGAGUACUACGAGGAAUACCAAAAAAAACUUAAAGCCUAUGUUGGAGAGAGCAAGGCAAAAGAAAGCAUAGGCAAGUCAUUGCACAUGAUAAGUCUAGGAACAAACGACUUCCUAGAGAACUAUUAUGCGUUCUCUGCCAGAGCAUCUGAAUACACACCAAGCGAGUAUCAAAAUUUUUUGGCCGGAAUUGCUGAGAAUUUUAUCAAGAAACUCUAUAGUCUUGGUGCAAGGAAGAUAUCUCUUGGGGGCAUUCCCCCCAUGGGGUGUUUGCCAUUGGAGAGAACCACAAAUUUUGUUGAUGGGAAUGAUUGUGUCUCCGAUUACAAUAACAUAGCAUUGGAGUUUAAUAAUAAGCUCAGCAUGUUAACAACUAAGCUCAAUAAGGACCUCCCUGGGAUCAGAUUGGUAUUUUCUAAUCCAUAUGAUAUUUUGUUGCAUAUUGUUCAAAAGCCUGCCCAAUAUGGGUUUCAGGUGGCGUCAAUGGCAUGUUGUGCUACUGGAAUGUUUGAGAUGGGAUAUGCAUGCAGCAGGGCAAGUAGCUUCAGUUGCAUGGAUGCUUCUAAAUUUGUGUUUUGGGACUCUUUUCAUCCAACUGAGAGAACAAACAGCAUCAUUGCAAACUACAUCGUGAAGAACGCUUUAGCUCAAUUCUUGCAUUAA
This is a messenger RNA of Arachis stenosperma, 1071 nucleotides long. RefSeq names its product GDSL esterase/lipase At2g04570-like. The coding region runs from base 1 to 1071 and encodes 356 amino acids. The transcript has 3 exons. Gene Ontology annotation, molecular function: hydrolase activity, acting on ester bonds. The record is from RefSeq and is a predicted model, not a curated record. Lineage: Eukaryota; Viridiplantae; Streptophyta; Magnoliopsida; Fabales; Fabaceae.